Molecule: messenger RNA, 1332 nt
Organism: Penicillium concentricum
Lineage: Eukaryota; Fungi; Ascomycota; Eurotiomycetes; Eurotiales; Aspergillaceae
Product: Regulator of chromosome condensation RCC1
Exons: 1
Coding region: 1-1332 (443 amino acids)
Cellular component (GO): cytoplasm
Molecular function (GO): guanyl-nucleotide exchange factor activity
Source: RefSeq, a predicted model, not a curated record
AUGAGACUCUUCGCCUUCGGCUCCAACGGAUCAGGCCAACUAGGAAUCGGCCACGAAGAAGACGUCUCCACGCCAGUGCAAUGUCUCUUCGAACAGCCAGAGCCAUCCCAAGAAUCCCAAAUAACCACUAUUCAAAACACCCUGGCAGAUGAACCUGAAAUCCUCACCAUCGCAGCAGGCGGAAAUCACACCCUCCUCCUAACAACCAGCGGCUCCAUCUACGCCGCCGGCUGCAAUGAAGACCGACGGUGCGGGCCGCACAGGGCAACCCAAACCCAUGGGCACUCCGACAAAAAUGAAGGAAACAUUCUGCGCUUUCGUCAAAUGAUUCUAUCAGAUGCAGUCUCCGAUACAGAAGUAUCCAAGUUCAAACACGUCUCCGCGACGUGGGAGGGCACAAUUGCUGUAGCUUCUGUGCCAAGAAGCAGCGGCAAUAACGUCCAUCAUGGAGAUAAUCCCGACACUGAAGAUCGAGUCUUUGUGUUCGGCUCCUCGCCUAAAGGUGAAUUGGGUCUCGGACCAGAUAUCCCCGUUUCUGUCCCGGGGACAUGUAUCCCUUCCUUCCCGCCGGCGGAUUUGAGGAUCACAGCGCUGGCGAGCGGGAUGGCUCAUUCGGUUGCUGUGCUCUCGAAUGGAGAUGUCUAUGGUUGGGGCGGGGCGCGGAAGGGCCAACUCGGGGCUGAGAAUCGAGGGGCUAAGAUUGCUUAUUCUCCUGUUCGGAUUUGUGUGCCGUUUUUCGCGGAGGCUGUUGCUUGCGGGAGGGAGUUUACGGUUGUUUCGGGAAGGGGACGGUUUGUUGUUCUUGGGGAUAAGGGGAAUCGGUGGGGUGUGUUGAGUGUGCCGGAGAGUUUAUCUUUGGGUGUGGGUUCUGAUUAUGGAGAUGGAGUUCGUUUACAGGAUGAGCAAGGAUGUGGAGGUACUAUUCGUUAUCGCUAUACUGGUAUUGCGGCUAGUUGGCAUGGGGUUUAUGUACAUGCUGCGCCUGGGCUGGGGCGGGUGCAACCGGAUGCACAGACAGACUCUGAUUCUGAUCUUGUGGGUGGUUCCAUUGUCGCUUGGGGUCGCAAUGAUCGAGGCCAACUUCCACCACCGGAUCUUCCGCCUCCUGCUAAACUCGCUGUUGGUAGUGAGCAUGUCCUUGCUCUCCUGGGGGAUGGCCGAGUGGCGGCGUUUGGAUGGGGCGAGCAUGGGAACUGCGGGCCGGAUACAGAUUCCCAGGGGAAUGUAUCGGGUACAUAUAAUGUGAUUUCGCUCCCCGAAGCUGUGGGCGCGGGUGCGAAGGUUGUCGGGGUUGGAGCGGGGUGUGCGACUAGCUGGAUGAUUGUGAUAUGA